Gymnodraco acuticeps is the source of this 2026-nucleotide messenger RNA. RefSeq names its product actin-binding Rho-activating protein. The transcript is spliced from 2 exons. Lineage: Eukaryota; Metazoa; Chordata; Actinopteri; Perciformes; Bathydraconidae. Gene Ontology annotation, molecular function: actin binding. Gene Ontology annotation, biological process: positive regulation of Rho protein signal transduction. Bases 632 to 1168 code for a protein of 178 amino acids. The record is from RefSeq and is a predicted model, not a curated record.
UUCAAAAUACGUCCGGCUUGAAACCAGGGCUGCGAAAGAAUAGUACCGAUUGGGGACCAAAUUACCAUAAAUGGAAAGGCAUGUUAUUUUCUUUCAGUGUAACUACGUUGUAUGACAUUAUGUUGUGGAAUGUGUUAUGUGCGUAAUAGUAUACUGUCUACACUACAGGCGGUUGAACCAAUAUGUGUACUGUUGCUGCUGUACAUUUGAGCUGUUUAAUGAAAUUGGGUAGACUGGUCGAAAAUGUUACUGUAAAAAAGUUGGUUGGUUCGCGUGAUUUACCAAAAGAGUAACCGUCGCGCCUAUAAUCAUUUGUUUGUCAACAUUCACUCAGUCGUAUGCGCUAUAUCAUCUAUUCCUUCCUAGGAUAAACUCGCUUUACUUGACACCUUGUCGUUGCCGCCCUAUCUGGCCAGUGAUUGGCUGUUCGAAGCUUCUCAAACACGCCAUUGGUUGAGACAGAUGUUCAUCAGAGCGGUUUUUGCCUCAGGAGAGAGAAGUAUCGGCACUCUUACUUCUGUCAGCGGUACUCCAGUAUGAAUGUGUUGUUUGCACUUCGGAUAACAUAAAACCUCAUUGCAGAUGAAGUGAGGAUCGAGGCAGUGAGUGAUAUUUGAGUCGAAAGACAGUGAUGGGGACGAGCAGCCAGAGCACCACCAUCAUAGAAACUGAAGAUGACGUCCCCAAUUCCAAUCAGUUUUGCGAUGAAGCUGCAAUGUGCAUUGUAUCUGUGAAAGGCUUGAAAGAGAACUGGCAGAAGUGGUCCAAUGAGCACCGGGAGUAUCAGAAGCUCAACCCCUUCAGCCACGGCACCAGGCCCAGUGUGGCGGCCCCCCAGAGAGGCCAGGACGACUACGGGAAACCCCUGCAGGGCUCCAUGACAGAGCAGAGGGGGAAGGAUGCUCACACACAUAUAAGCAGAGAAGUUGAGGAGCUGUGUGAGGUGAUCAGGAACAUUGGGGAGCCAGGAGACAAAGACGGGGAUGGAGGAGGCGAUGGAAAGGUGGUGACCGUAGAAUUUAGGAAACUGUUCGAGCAUUAUGUGACCAUCUCUAAUAAACUGGUGGGGGUUCUUCUACGAGCGAGGAAGCAGAGGCUGGUGGACUUCGAGGGGGAGAUGCUUUGGCAGGGGAAGGAUGACCAUGCAGUUAUCACUCUGUUGCCGUGAUCAGAACAUUUAUGCCUUCAUUCAACUUUCAUGCAGUAUAUUGAGUGGCAAGUAUAGAGCUACUUCAUGGCAGCACUCAUUGUGGUAUUCAGAUAUCAGAAAGAUUGCAAUAUUUGUAUUUAAGUUAUGUAAUGAUGCUCUUAUUAAGACAGACAUGUUUGAUUUGAGUUGCUCACACAAGGAAAACACCUACAUUAGUAUAUGAGACAUAUUUUCUCCUCAUGCUACAAACAAUCUUCUAAAAAUGUAAAAAGUACAGAAAAAGAAAACUCUGGAACAAGAGUUAUUCAAAAUUAUAAAAUACAAAUAUAAAAAACACAAAUAAAGAGAAACAGAGUGACGAUGACACAGCUAAGAUAUUGUAACCAAAUCAACCUAAUAUGUAUUCUAAGUGGCUUCAAAAUGUUUACAAUUUUCAUGUUUACACAAUUUCACUGACUACAUUUCUCUGUGUUGCUUUAUCAAAUCUUUGCCAAACAAAUACCUUUCACUAUAUUCCCUUUGCUAGGUUUCUAAUUUGGUUGAUGAGCCUGAACUAAAGCAAAAGAGAACAUGAGGCUGCCUGUGACAGACAAUAUGGUGCUAUAGGAUGAACUUGAUCCCAGCGUGCUUGAGAGCAUGAAUUUAUUACAAGUGUGCUUUGUAAUUUAACCCUUUCCGGUUUGAAAUUUCGUACACCUGCACCACACUGAGAUAGAUAAACUACAAAUGCUGCUCAAAUGAAAUGCACUAUAAGCUAUGCACUGACUGAUAAAUGCCAUAUUAAAUGCUGCUUGUAAAAGUUAUUUCUUAAGGCAGUAGUAGAUUGUUAAAUUUGCAAUAACUGCUUUCGGUAUUAUAAUAAAGAAAUGAGUAGUG